Messenger RNA from Schizosaccharomyces octosporus yFS286, 4097 nucleotides. RefSeq names its product membrane transporter. Gene Ontology annotation, biological process: transmembrane transport. The coding region runs from base 2351 to 3838 and encodes 495 amino acids. The transcript has a single exon. Gene Ontology annotation, cellular component: membrane. Gene Ontology annotation, molecular function: transmembrane transporter activity. NCBI's taxonomy places the organism in Eukaryota, Fungi, Ascomycota, Schizosaccharomycetes, Schizosaccharomycetales, Schizosaccharomycetaceae. The record is from RefSeq and is a predicted model, not a curated record.
UUUUCUAACAAUAAUGUGUUUUUAAAACAAAGCAUUCUUUGUGGCUACUAUGAGACUAGAAAAUGCUGUAUGUUACUUCCUGGUCUUUCGUUUAUUUACUCGAUACAUUCGUGAUUAUAAACAAAGAGUAAAAAAUUGAGGUAGCUGUAUCCUGUUUUGAAAAAUAAAUAAAUAAAUAAAUGAAAUGAAAUGGAACUAAUGAUAUACAAAGUCGAAAGGAUGGAUGUUUGUUGAACAUUUUUUUUGGUUCACUUUCUACGAAGAGAGGAAGAGGGAAAUCUUUAGGAAGCUGGUCGCGAGAUAAAUGAUUGAAUAGAAUGCAGUUGAAAAGAAAGAAUAAUAAAAAAAAUCUCUGGUAGUAUUUCAGUUCAUGAGAUUUACUUGUUACGAUGGAUAUUUUACCGGAAAAGUAGAGGAGAGAGAGAGAAAGGAAUCAUUGAUACAUACUUUAUGAAGAACACCAUCUGGUUGAUAAUAAGGGUCAUAAUUCUAUUUGAAAAUUCGGAGACGGUUCAGGUCGAGCCCAAGAGAAGUCCAAAAUGGGAUGUGCACCAGGAUUCUUAAAGAUAAUAUGUUUACAAUCCUCUAUAACAGGCGAAGUUUGGCACUGUAAUUCGAUAGAGAGAUGAUUGGAUUCAUGUAGACGAAACUAGUUUUGUUAGAUAAACAAUAUAGUAAUGAAGAGGAGAGUAAUUAGUGAAACUCCCAAAAAAAGAACCUUACUUGGUGACAAGAAGCAUAUAGCCGUGACUUCUCGAGAUGAGAUAUAUGGAGGGAACCUUGAAUGCUUUGAAAAUGAAAAGUACAAUCAUCUGAUUCAUUGAUGUGAACAGUGGAGCAGCAUGGAAUAUUCACCGUGCAUCCUCGUAAGCCUUGUAUAAUUAAUUUAAUCGGUCUUUGCUCUUGGUUAUCAAUUAUGUUACCAUCUAUGCUUUCGUCGCAUAAGUUCGAUAAGAAAAGGGUCUCAUUCUCGAAUCGUUUGACCUUUGUAUCUUCACGUAUUUGCUUGUGGGUAUACGAUUUUGUUUGUUGCAGCACGUGGUUGGAUCGAUGGAAACGAAAAGGAAGACGAGGUAGGAUUUCAGAACGUAUCUGAUGUAAACGUACGAUCAAGUCAGAAAGUUGAUCCAUUAACUUCAUCCUAUCAUAGGGUGCCAACUGCUCUUGGUUCUCAUUGAGCAUGCUAGUCAUCCUUGAAACAUCUUCGGAUCGAUUCUCAAACCAUUUUGCUUUUUCUGUCCGAGAAGUAUCUGCUUUUGGCUUGUCUUGGUAUAUUUUUUGCAAGAACUCUACAUUACUCUUUAGUUAGUAUUUCACGAAAUCUGCCGAUGUUAAUGUUGACCCAAGCAUUACCUUUUCGCAAAAGCACAAUCCUUUCUUCCAUGAUAUUUACUUGAAAGAAAAAAGGAUCAAUUUAAAUUUCAUAAGCAAAAGAGAAUAUUUGUUCACUAAUGUUGUUUUAAGUAACUGAAAGCAUUCACGAAAACGAAUUUGGCUUAGUACAAUCAAUGAAAAAAAAAAAAAAAAAAAAAAAGGUCAAAAAGAUUAUAAUAUGAAAUUUUCCUAUUAAAUGGAAAAUGUUUGGAAACCAAAAUUAGCUAGUGAAUCGUCGGUUUCAAAUUCGUUCUAACGGCGGCGUAGACGAUAUGAAUAAAAGAAAUGGUUUGAUCUCUAUGGCUCCAGAAAUCCUGAAAUUGCAUUCUUUUCCAUUUGUACUGUACGUCUAUUAAAAGUUAGCAUAUUAAAAACAAAAGAAAUGUCAUGUUAGUGGCAUGGUGUUCAUGUCCUUUAAUGUGCUUUUAUAUACCUUGCAUUCAGGUAUUGUAUGAGAAAUCAGAUACCAUACUUACUUCGUAGGUUUUAACAAAACAAUUCAUGUACUUAUAUAUGUUCAUUAAUUUGGACAGCACACGUCUUCUGCCACCGGAGCAGGAGCAUACAUUUCGAGUAAUCUGUUGGAACGAAACAUUAAGCAUUGCUAGCAAAGAAUCUCUUCAAUAUGGAAUGAAAAGAAAAAAAAAUAAAUAAAGGAACGAAUUCUCCUAAUUGAUACAUUCCUUUAUCGUUUCUUACAUUUCUUUUGCUUACUUUAAUAAAUCUGAUAUAGUUAAAACCACAUAAAGUUAUCGGUCCGAUCUAUGAUCUAUGACUUGAGAAUAUUCGAUUACUUGGCAAGUUUGAACUCGCAAAAAAAAAAAAAAAAGAAAGAAAAAUUAUAUUCUUUACUACCCUCUUCCUGUAUUACAAGCUAGGCCCUCUAACUGUAAAAUAAUUUAAAAAAUAGAAGGAUUGGUGAUCACUCCAAAGGGUACAUCAAGCAAGCAACUGAAAAGUCCAAUUACAAAAGAAAAUGGAAAAUUUACAAGCCAAAGAUGGAGUUCUGUUGAGUCAACGGCGGCAUACGGCUAGCUCAGGACCAACGAGACGAGCAUCUGCUUUCAGUCGUACUGAAGAUAUGGAACCUGUUGGUGAAAGUAUCGAGUUGAGACCACUUUCUAGCAAGCAAAAGCAAUUGCAGGCUGAGGAUAAUUUAACCACGGUAGAAGCUGGAAUGCAUUAUUUUGAGGAAGACCAGGACAUGCUUCCUCCCAAGCGCUCAAUUGCUUUUAUAUUGAUCAACAAUAUGAUGUGUGAAAUGUCCGCAACUACAGCCUUGCCAAUUUCAGCCGCGUAUACACAAUACCUUGGUGGGACAGACGCAUUUUCUGGUCUUGUAAUUGGUAUCCCAACCCUUGUUUCUCUAGCGUUCAUGUACCCAAUGCUUCUUUUCGCAAAUCCAAAGUCAGCACAUGGGUAUACACUCUAUUUCCGACCCUUAUUUACCUCUUGUUUUGCACAUAUUAUUGGACAUUUGUUGUACAGUCUUGCAUAUCGUGCUCAUUGGAUCUAUUUAAUUUUGAUUGGACGUAUGUUUAACGGAAUUGGGUUUACAAUGUUUUUGUAUCACAAAAAGUAUCUGGCUGAUAAAUACUUUGUUGGAAGGAAUCGAUCAACGUUUCUGUCAACCUUGAAUAUCCUUGCUCAAACUUUAGGUUUCAUGUCAGGUGCAUUUCUAGGAGGUGUCUUAGCUAAAGCAUCUCAAAAUAGCCGGAACUCUUACUGGAAUGAAUACACUGCUGGAUCUUGGUUUAUGUUGAUUGCAUGGGGUGUCUACAUGAUAUUUCUAAAAGUACUUUUUAAAGAGGUCCUACCAGAUGAUAACAGGGAUGUUUCACACAGAGCAGAAGCAAGCCAGGCUCAAUCAAUUCGCUUGUCGUUUUUACAAAAGUGUUUUAUAAUCUUUCUGUUUUUAGCUGCUUUUACUUGUUACUUUUCCAUCAUGGGAUACCAAACAAGUAUUCCUAUUUACGCAAGCAGAGCGUAUAAUUACAAUCCCUUUCAAACUGGUAAUUUCUUAGCACUUUCCUCCCUCGUCAUAACUCCUUUUAUUCUGUUUAGCACGCUCUUAUCCAAAUGGCUUGAAGAUCGUCAAAUUAUGCUACUUGGUGUUUUAUUAGGAGCUCUAGCUCUUGUCAUACAUUUAAUUUUAGAUGCUGUACACAAACUCCCCGUUCAGCCAUACUUCGUUUUAUAUUCCCUAAUGACCUUUGGUUACGGAGUUGGUGCUGCUCCAUUCAUGUCUCUUUCCUCCAAGCAGCUUCAUCCCAAAUUUCAAAUCUUGGUGAGCAUCGUUGUUCAAGUUGGUGUCUCUUUGGCUGAUACUGUAGGCGCUAUUACCGGAGGUGCCAUCUACAAUAUAACUACAGUCGGUUUUAUCGCAAUGAAUCUUGGUUUGGCUGUGUUGGUGCUUAUUGUAUUGCUAUGUCUGUGGAACUCAAUUAAAGAGAAAACAACCUAAAACCACCAUCUUCUUUUCUAAAUCCAUUCACCCUCUCCAUACUAUACUUACAUAUGUAUAUAUAUAUAUAUAUAUAUUCCCUACUCGUUUUUGGUAACGCUUUUUUUUUUAAAUCGUUUGCAACUGAUUUCGCUAGAACUCAUCAUAGUUCAAUAUUGGUGUCAAAAGAAUGCACCCAAACUGUUAUAAUUAGGUAGAAAUUUCUUUAAAAUAAAUAACUUUAAUUAAUUCUUAUAAUUAAAAUAAAUCCAGGUUUUAA